This is a messenger RNA of Papilio polytes (common Mormon), 1914 nucleotides long. RefSeq names its product anoctamin-9-like. Bases 702 to 1517 code for a protein of 271 amino acids. The record is from RefSeq and is a predicted model, not a curated record. Lineage: Eukaryota; Metazoa; Arthropoda; Insecta; Lepidoptera; Papilionidae. The transcript is spliced from 7 exons. Gene Ontology annotation, molecular function: protein dimerization activity; chloride channel activity. Gene Ontology annotation, cellular component: plasma membrane. Gene Ontology annotation, biological process: chloride transmembrane transport.
GAAAUAUCGUCAAUUAAUUCUUCACAUUUUACAAAAACCUACGUGUUAUCAUAAUUCUAAGGUACUUCUAGCAGUCCCACAAACUUGAAAUUUAGAAUAUAGAUAGAAGUCAAUGUGUAAUUAAAGGAAAAAAUAAAAAAUCUGGGAAUUUAUUAGUUUUUAAUAUAGAAAAUUAGAACCAUUUUAAUUUGACCUCUAGUUCGAAGAAUUUUCAGGUAAGGAAGUGUUCAAACUAAAUUGGUUUUUAACGACAAAAAAUUAAUUAGGAAAACCUACAAAAAGAAGUAAGAUCCCACAAAAAAUAUGAAAUUUACAAACUGCCGAGUCUCGCUUUCCCUAUAAAAGAGUGUUAGAUGUCAUGUAAAACCUAGUCAUUUUAGUUAGUGCCUAUUAUGUAGCCUUGGCAAUUACAUAGCGCUAUUAAUUUUCAAACUAAAAUACGUUAUUCUCGAGAGACUUGCCUAGGUUUGGAUAAAAAUGGUGGCGCCGUGUAGUUGCCAAGGCUACAUAAUAGGCACUAACUAAAAUGACUAAGUUUUACAUGACAUCUAACACUCUUUUAUAGGGAAAGCGAGACUCGGCAAUUUUUUAUAUUUUACAUAUGAUUUUCGUAUGAUUUACUGUAAUUAGGGCAUUUAGAGUAACAUUUGAACAUAUUUAUUUCAAUAAAAGAUUAAAAACCUGUACCCAAAUCUUUGUUCAUGAAGGACGCAGAAAACAAUUCGACGUCAGAUUCAAACGACAGUACUUUGCCUCUGAAAACUAAUGCCGCACGAACAUUCAGAGAUGGCGUUCGUAAAAUUGAUCUGAUCCUAGUUGUGAAAGAUGAGGAAAACAUCAUAAGUGACAUCAUAAAAAAUAAUUUUCUCACCAACAUUGUUAAAACUGGAUUUGAAAUUGAAUUUGAAAAUGGUGUAUUGCCAAAACACCGAAAGCUAGUAUUUUUUAAAAUACAUUGCCCGAAUGAUGUUCUCAAUAAUUUGGGAAAAGCUUUUGGGGUAAAAUGCGUUCAGAGUGCUCGAUCCGAACACAUAAUGUCAAGCAAAGAACGAGAGUGGAUAAAUUUAAUAAGAAAGGAGUACACACAACCAUUACAAUACACGAGCUUGGAGAGAAGCCUCGUAGUUUAUAUGGCAUUGCUGACCGUUCCAUUUGGAGACAGACAAAACUACAUAGGGCUGGAAAGGCUAAUGAAACGCAAUAUUGUGGUAGAUGCAUACGCAUUACAUGACGGACCGUACUACAUUCCACAAGACGCUUCAAGGAUUAAUGCUCGUCAGAUCCUGUUUUAUAAUUGGGCUGGUAUGACCAAUAUGUUUACCAGACAGCCAUUAACCUUGGUGCAUGAAUACUUUGGACUCAAGGUUGCCCUGUACUUCGCUUAUUACGGACUUUACAAUAUUUUUCUAGCAAUUGCGUCCAUAGUGGCUCUUUUAACAUUCUUCUUAGCUAUAUUUUGUAAUGACACCUACAUGGAUUUGAGGUAUGUUUUUCUCAGCUUACUGGUUUGGAAAUGAAAAAUAUUUGAACUGGAUAUGGGAAACGCAUAAUAAAUACUACAACAGGAAACAAAUAAGGUACCAAUAUGUACAUAUAUGUCGGCAUUAUCUCUGUUCCGGUGUCAGAUAGAUUCAUUGGGCGUGCGUAUGCAGUAGUAUAAUUCCAGAAAUAAAAUAAAACACUACUUAUUUGCCAAAAAAAAAAAAACAAAUUUAAAAGAACACAACUUACAAAUCAUAUUACUGAAAAAAAAUGACAAAAAAUUCUUGGCCAAAAGGAAAACGCUCAACUGAUGCGGCCUCCACCUUGUCACUGAAGGCCGCGCUGGUUUUCAGUAAAUAAGUCCGUAUCACACUUAUUUAGUAACUUUAUUAUAAAAAUAAAAUAAAACAGCCUUUAUUGCUUUUCUUAUUA